AUGUCCAACAAGCGCAAUAGUUACCCUGUUGCCACCUCUAACGGCCUGAUAGCACCUGUGAAUACGCCGUGUAGUUUGCCUCCACAUCUGGUAGGCCUGACGAAGAUCCCUGUCAGCUCAUCGUCAUCGCCCGCACACUCGUCUGGACUGCAGCCUUCCUUGGGCUACGCACCCGUCCGCCCUGAGUCUACAGGGUCUUUCUUAGCCCCAGAAGGCUAUCUAUCAGAUCAAAGGGCCUCCCCUGCUAGCGACGCCAUGGGAUCCCUCUACACCUGGUCUAGUGCCUCUGAUGUAGAGAUGCUUCCACCUUCAGCUUCGGUAGACUCUGCCAUCUGCUCUACCUCUUCUUCGCCCUUCAUGCCACCCUACUUCGCUUUUGACUCCAACCAGGCCUCGAUGGGUCAGCUGCUUCCAGAAACUGGCUACACCCAUCAAGAAAUCGGCCAGUGGUGCAUGAACAGCCUUUCCACUGGCACCUUUCAGUCUACUACAUCCUACCCAGCCGUCGGCCCACAAUAUCAGGCCGAGACAGCGGAAAUGCAUCAAGCAGACUACGCAUCACUCCACGAGAAUAUGAACACAUCUGCACCAUGGUUUAACAUCCCAUCCGACGGCUACCUCUCCCCACCCACAGUCCCCGCAGUCUCAAUGUCUACCCUCGACACAACCUCAGUAAUGAGCACCUCCCCAACCCCAACUACAGCGUCCGACCUCGACAUCCCAAUGCCAACCCUCCCACCUAAUUCCCCAUCGAGAAGUCGAGCCGAUCUAACCCACUACGGGAUUCCAACUGGUGAUGGUGAAUGGCGCUGCGCCCACCCAGGCUGCACAUCCCAGUCCUCAUUCAAACGAGGCUGUGAUCUGCGUAAGCAUUUUAACCGUCAUCAGAAACAUCUAUUCUGUCGAUAUGAGGGAUGUCCACAGUCCAGACAUGGUGGGUUCUCUAGUAAGAAAGACCGUACUCGCCAUGAGGCGAGACACAAUCCUGGUGUUGUCUGCGAGUGGGAGGGAUGUGGACGUGUGUUUAGUCGGGUGGACAACAUGCGAGAUCAUUUGCGGAGAAUUCAUCGUCGUGGGGCUAGCAGUUGA
Molecule: messenger RNA, 1089 nt
Organism: Penicillium pulvis
Lineage: Eukaryota; Fungi; Ascomycota; Eurotiomycetes; Eurotiales; Aspergillaceae
Product: putative C2H2 transcription factor
Exons: 1
Coding region: 1-1089 (362 amino acids)
Biological process (GO): regulation of transcription by RNA polymerase II
Cellular component (GO): nucleus
Molecular function (GO): DNA-binding transcription factor activity, RNA polymerase II-specific; RNA polymerase II cis-regulatory region sequence-specific DNA binding
Source: RefSeq, a predicted model, not a curated record